CGGUUCGUUUCUGUAACCCUACUAGUGGGGGUUAAACACUAGUAAUUUCUGUAGCCUGUCAAUGGGAGGUUUAUAACACUGGCCGUGACCUAUAGAGGAGACGUCUAUUUCGUGCCCGUACUGUAUCUGUUUUCGUGAUUGUACUUGUUGGCAUGCUUUAAGUUUGAUGAGGGGCACUCCAUAUUUAUUUACUGAGUUUAUCUCAUAGUUUUUCCUUGUCCACCAUUUCAGGAAGUGAAACCGAGGACGGGGAAACCACGGGAAGUGACGAGUUAAAAGGCUAGCCAUAUUGUAAUUGGAUAUGAAGUUUUAGAUAUGAAUCAUGAUCUUGUAUUUGGAGAUUUUAUGAUAUCAGAGAGAAUUUUAAGAUUUGAUCUUCAGAUUUUGAUGGUAUCAGAGUGUGAUAUGAUAAGUUCCGAACCUUGUGCACUUGUGGGACCCGUCUCACGAGUGUACGGCGUCUGUCGCGCCUCGGAUUUGGGUUCUGGGGCGUGACAAGUCUAGAACUGGAAACUAAAAUUAAGUAAACUGAAUGUUUGGAU
Molecule: messenger RNA, 542 nt
Organism: Rubroshorea leprosula
Lineage: Eukaryota; Viridiplantae; Streptophyta; Magnoliopsida; Malvales; Dipterocarpaceae
Source: the annotation of a GenBank genome assembly